GGGGAAAGAAGAUCCCUACUUUCACAGGCCUACACAGCGUUCUGCGGGCCAAGACUUCUGUCUCUUUAAGAGCGUGAUGGGUGCGGUGGCGGCAGAGCUGGGUAAGACAGGGCUCUACCCUUGCCCCGCCCCGCGCCACGCUGCGUGUGCCGAGGAAGAGGAGGAGGCAGAGCGGACAAAGCUGAAGAUUUCCCCACCCCGCUCAGGGCCCCCCGCCCCCCUACCUAGCCUCGUCCCGUCCUGCCAGAAGCCGAGUUGGCGCAGACCACCCCGGCUGCGCCUCUCCUUCCGUAACUGGGCCUGCCGCCGCCGGAUGAAUGGCCACCGUGGAUGACCUAAAAUUUGCAGAAUUUGGCGAUUCAGCCAACCUGCUGCCAGUGCCUGGCGAUGACACCACGGUGACCAUCGAGGAUCCCGGCCAGAAGCCGCCAGCCUCAAGAGGCCUCCCAAGAGGUGCUGGGAGGGAGGAGGAUGAAGAACUCCUGGGCAACAGCGACUCUGAUAAAACAGAGCUCCUGGCAGGACAGAAGAAAAGCUCCCCGUUCUGGACAUUUGAAUACUACCAGACAUUCUUCGAUGUGGACACCUACCAGGUCUUCGACAGGAUAAAAGGCUCCAUGUUGCCCAUCCCUGGGCGGAACUUCGUCAGGCUGUAUAUCCGGAGCAAUCCAGAUCUCUACGGGCCCUUCUGGAUCUGCGCCACCCUCGUCUUUGCCAUCGCCAUCAGCGGGAACUUCUCCAACUUCCUCAUCCACCUGGGCGACAAGACUUUCCAUUAUGUGCCCGAGUUCCGGAAAGUGUCCAUCGCGGCCACAGCCAUCUACGCCUACGCCUGGCUGGUCCCUCUCGGGCUCUGGGGCUUCCUCCUGUGGAGAAACAGCAAAGUGAUGAGCAUCGUCUCCUACUCGUUCCUGGAGAUCGUGUGUGUCUAUGGCUACUCGCUCUUCGUCUACAUCCCCACGGCGAUCCUGUGGAUCAUCCCCCAGAAGGCCGUGCGCUGGGUGCUGGUCAUGGUCGCCCUCGGCCUCUCGGGCUCGGUCCUGGUGAUGACGUUCUGGCCGGCGGUCCGGGACGAUAACCGGAGGGUUGCCGUUGCCACCAUUGUGACCAUCGUCCUGCUGCACACGCUGCUGUCUGUGGGCUGCUUGGCCUACUUCUUUGAUGCCCCGGAGCUAGAUUAUGCUCCCACCCUGAGCCCGGCUCCUCCUCUGAAGCAGGCAACCACCAUGGUCAAGGCCAUUUGAAGAGGCUCCCGGCCGGGCGAUGAGGACCGUAAGUGUCAGAGAGCCCAGACAGCUUGUGGUCCACUAGGAACCUGGCAUCCCUCGGCCCGUCUCCAGCCCUCUUAUUUCUUCAGGAAGGAAUGACUGGGACGUGGAGCUGCUGCUGAUUGGGGCUGGGGAGCUGAAGGGUUCAGUUCUGGUCUUGGGGGACUCGGGUUCUAGUGUGGGGCCACUCCCUUGGCCGAGGUCCUAGCUCUCAGGAAGGGAGGGAUGGAGCAUUUAUGGAGCAUCGCCUGCAUGCGGGCCGAGAGCUUUCCUGAUACGGGCACCAUGGGGUUGCCGGACAGAGUCCUCCCUUCACACCAUCUCUUCCAUCCUCUUCCUUCUCUGUCCUCCUGCGGUGCAGCUGCUCAAGGGCCCCAGAGGGCCGAGGAGGGGUUCCCGGAGCCCCAGUCCAGGCCACUCCCUCAUCUGCUUCAGAGGCCCCUGAGCAAACCCCAGGAUAAAAUUAAGCUCCCUUUUGGCCCUUAGAGUCCCUCACAACUUGGCUCCGGCCAUCCCUGCUUCUUUCUUUGGACCUUCUCUGGGCGAGUCACUCUAUUUCCUGCCUCUGUGCCUUUGCCCAGGCUGUCCCUCCUCGCCCUAGCCACUAGAUAGUUCCUGCAGAGAUCUGAGCUGUUCCUGGGCUGCUUCUGACAUUCGUGAGUCCUCUGACCGCGGUCCAUGCUUGGCCUCUCUGAGCCUCCGUUUCGUCCUCUUUAAAAAGAAGUAUAGAAGGUAGUUGUGAAGACCAAAGAAAACGUGGGUCCAGAAGCCCAAAGCGGGCCCCAAAGGUGGAGGGGCCCGGCGGAGAAGCCCCCCCCCCGCUCCUCCACAAGGGGUUGGGGGGACCAGUACCGGCACGUUUUUCUCAGCACGACGACCCAUCGAUUUGCUGGUUCUCUCCUCCUUUUUUCCCCUGUACGUGACAUAGUUGUUUGGGGGGCUUCAAGAGGAAGCUUAGGCGGGUAAAGACAGAGGUUAAUAAGGUGUUGUUGGCUUUAAA
Monodelphis domestica (gray short-tailed opossum) is the source of this 2268-nucleotide messenger RNA. Lineage: Eukaryota; Metazoa; Chordata; Mammalia; Didelphimorphia; Didelphidae. The record is from RefSeq and is a predicted model, not a curated record.